AUGCCUGAGAUCAAGCGAUGGAUCAAGAAACUCGAGGUGGAAUCAGAGCCGGGGUUGACAAAUGUGCAGUUGAUGUUGACGAACUAUGACUUGCGACCAGUCGAGCCCGAACGCCGCCAAUGGAGGUGGUACAACUUCAUCACUUUCUGGAUCGCAGACUCUCUGAACAUUAACACAUGGAUGAUUUCCUCCUCGAUGAUUGUUGAUGGUUUGUCCUGGUGGCAAUCAUGGAUAUGCGUCUGGGUCGGUUACUUCCUCGCUGCCUGCUUUGUCUGUUUGACCGGCCGCAUUGGUGCCGUCUAUCAUAUAUCUUUCCCCGUCGUUUGCCGGUCAUCGUUUGGGGUCUGGGGCUCGCUAUGGCCGGUGCUGAACCGCACGGUUAUGGCUAUUAUUUGGUAUGGUGUGCAGGGAUAUAUUGGAGGUCAAUGUGUCACACUGAUGAUUCGGGCAAUUUGGCCAAGUUACAUAAAUCUGCCUAAUGGCAUUCCCGAAAGCUCCGGUGUUAACACGAUGAACUUCCUGAGUUUCUUCCUCUUCUGGUUGAUGUCGUUGCCCGCUCUUUGGUUUCCAGUUCAUCAACUCCGCCAUCUUUUUACCGUCAAGUCCAUCUACUCCCCCAUUGCUGCUAUUGCUUUCUUCGCAUGGGCUAUCUCUCGCGCCAAUGGGCUUGGCCCGAUUGUUCAUCAGCCUAAUACAGCUCAGGGAAGUGUGCUGGCUUGGGCCGUCAUAAAAGCGCUCAUGAGUUGCAUGGGAAACUUCGCUGCUUUGAUUAUGAACGAUCCAGACUUUUCUCGAUUCGCACGGAAGCCCAAGGAUGCCCUAUGGGCGCAGCUGUUUACCAUCCCGAUUGGGUUUGGUGUUACUUCGUUCAUUGGUAUCAUUGCAUCCUCCUCAUCGUCUGUCAUUUUUGGCGGGCCCGCGAUCUGGAACCCCCUUGAUCUUCUGGGAAGAUUCCUUGAGGGAGCCAGUUCAGCCGAGCGCUUUGGCAUCUUUGUUAUUGGGCUUGGGUUUGCUCUCGCUCAACUGGGCACCAAUAUUUCCGCCAACUCGGUCUCUGCUGGCACGGACAUGACCGCUUUACUUCCUCGAUACAUAAACAUCAGACGAGGUAGCUACAUUUGUGCGGCCCUUGGAUUGGCCAUUUGUCCGUGGAACCUGGUAUCCGGUUCCAAUGAAUUCACUACAUAUCUAUCCGCCUAUUCCAUCUUCCUGUCGGCCAUUGCAGGUGUCAUGAUAUGUGAUUAUUACAUCGUCCGCAAAGGAUACCUUAUCGUCGGAGAUUUAUAUAGCGGCGAGAAGGAUUCCGUAUACCGCUUCCAAUACGGCUUCUCCUGGCGGGCCUACGCUUCCUAUCUAUCCGGAAUCAUGAUUAAUAUCGUUGGAUUUGCCGGUGAAGUUGGCCGUGAGGUGCCUGUGGGUGCCCAGUACAUUUACAAUAUCAACUAUAUCUCCGGCUUCAUUGUAUCCUUUGUGAUGUACUAUGUCCUCACUCGCCUCUUCCCCAUCGUUGCUACAAGCGACACCUGGAAUGAAGUCGAUACCAACCUCGACACAGAGGGACAAGAAAUUGACGAGGAAGACAUUCACACAACCGGGAAGCCAGUGGGGUUUGGGACCUCAACCUCUCAAGAGUUUAAGGGCGCGAAGGCGGGGUCCGCUGGCGUAUAG
This is a messenger RNA of Aspergillus puulaauensis, 1668 nucleotides long. RefSeq names its product nucleobase cation symporter-1 family protein. Lineage: Eukaryota; Fungi; Ascomycota; Eurotiomycetes; Eurotiales; Aspergillaceae. The transcript has 5 exons. Gene Ontology annotation, cellular component: plasma membrane. Gene Ontology annotation, biological process: transmembrane transport; nucleobase transport. The coding region runs from base 1 to 1668 and encodes 555 amino acids. The record is from RefSeq and is a predicted model, not a curated record. Gene Ontology annotation, molecular function: nucleobase transmembrane transporter activity.